AUGGCAAGCCUCUCUAUGCGUGAGUCGUCUGUCUUCAAGGACUCCCCCAUGAGCGGAUAUAGGUUCCUUCGAUCCAAAAUUGUCUCCUGUCAGAAGGUCGAGACUCUGAAGAGUUUGGCAGAGCUCAUCUCGCGAGAGAUCCUGGCUCCAGAAGGAUUCGACUCCUACGACAUUAACCGAGCGAAGCAGCCCCCUGAUGCCGAUGGACGUUCAGAAGAGAACUCUCUGCUUGUUCCUGUCCUGUCAGUGGUGUACAGGUUGCUGAAGGAUGUGCAGGAAAGGCUGAUAUACAGGACACAGACCUACAUAAGAGAUGAUAUCCGUGGCUUUGUCCCAUCUAAAGAGGACCUUGAGUAUCCUCUGCGGCUUUUCGAACAUGAUGCACUAACGGUCCAUCCCGAGAUUGAUGCUUAUGGCCGAUUAAUGAGAGUACCCAACACUGGGAAAGACGUUAUGGAUAUUGGCUGA
Messenger RNA from Perkinsus marinus ATCC 50983, 468 nucleotides. RefSeq lists its product as hypothetical. Gene Ontology annotation, biological process: intracellular protein transport; Golgi organization; intra-Golgi vesicle-mediated transport. The transcript is spliced from 5 exons. NCBI's taxonomy places the organism in Eukaryota, Perkinsozoa, Perkinsida, Perkinsidae. Bases 1 to 468 code for a protein of 155 amino acids. The record is from RefSeq and is a predicted model, not a curated record. Gene Ontology annotation, cellular component: COG complex; cis-Golgi network; membrane.